UUCCGGUAAAAGCGCACGCUAGCUAGAUGCUCCUUGCUUUCGCCCGCUCGCUCGCUCGAUCGGAAGAUGUAUAAACACCCAUAUAUAGUAAUCCUAUACGCAGCGUAACGCAUAACGCCUCCUAACUAAGCUAGGCUAACAAGCCAGAGCGCAACGCGAGCAAGCAAGAGAUAUACCUACCUGACUGCUUGGUCUCGAUCUUCCAUGGAUGAGCAAGGGGAGAGGGGGCUCCAGCUGCUGCUCCCCGCAGCCGCUGCUCGAGUGAUCCGGGAUGCGCCGGUUAGCGCCGGCAGCGACCACCAGCAGCUGGACCUGGACCUGUCCAUGAGCAUUGGGCCGAGGCAGCAGCAGCUGCUGCAGCUGCCACGGCCGGCGCCGCCGACUCCACCGGCUAACGAGAGCAGGAGGGUGGCGGCGACCGUGGCCGCCAGCGCUGCGAGGCAGCUGCAGCAGCAGCAGCAGCAGGUGACGGUGGACGUCCGCGCCGUGAAGCAGCAGACGGCGGAGCAGGCGCGGAUGGCGUCGGCGGAGCGCGCCUACGCGGAGCGCGUCCGGGAGCUGGCGAAGCGGGAGCUGGAGCUCGCCGAGAGGGAGUUCGCGCGCGCGAGGAUGAUCUGGGAGCGCGCCCGCGAGGAGGUGGAGCGGGUGGAGCGGAUGAAGCAGAUCGCCGCCAGGCGGCUCGGCUCCGCCGCCUCCGCCGCCGCGCUCGAGAUCACCUGCCACGCCUGCAUGCAGCGCUUCCAUCCUUGACUAGGUUGGUCGGCCAACUGCACCGACAUGGUCGGAGAUCGAUGCUUGCUGGUCGCCAUUGCUAGCUGUAACUCUCUCUCUCUCUCUCUCUCUCGUAGCUCCUGUGUUGUGAGUGCCAGUCACGUUCUGUAUGAGACGAUAAUCACCUGGUUGAUGCAUGCAUCAAGGAAACGGUUAUUCCUCUUUA
Messenger RNA from Hordeum vulgare subsp. vulgare (domesticated barley), 937 nucleotides. Its product is annotated as protein indeterminate-domain 16. Gene Ontology annotation, cellular component: nucleus. NCBI's taxonomy places the organism in Eukaryota, Viridiplantae, Streptophyta, Magnoliopsida, Poales, Poaceae. The transcript has a single exon. Gene Ontology annotation, biological process: gravitropism. The record is from RefSeq and is a predicted model, not a curated record. The coding region runs from base 205 to 750 and encodes 181 amino acids.